Cladophialophora yegresii CBS 114405 is the source of this 2724-nucleotide messenger RNA. RefSeq lists its product as uncharacterized. Gene Ontology annotation, molecular function: oxidoreductase activity. Lineage: Eukaryota; Fungi; Ascomycota; Eurotiomycetes; Chaetothyriales; Herpotrichiellaceae. The record is from RefSeq and is a predicted model, not a curated record. The coding region runs from base 1 to 2724 and encodes 907 amino acids. The transcript has 4 exons.
AUGGCCUCCCAACUGCGGUACGAUAACCAGGUCGCCAUCGUCACGGGUGCGGGUAACGGGCUCGGCAAGCAAUAUGCCUUGUUCCUAGCCUCGCGCGGUGCCAAGGUCGUGGUCAACGACCUCGGCGGGUCUUUUAACGGCAAAGACGCCAGUGGCCGUGGCGACGCGAGGGUUGCGGAUGUCGUCGUCAAGGCGAUCCGAGACGCCGGCGGGGUCGCUGUGGCCAACUACGACCCCGUGCAGCAGGGCGACAGAAUCGUCAAAACGGCCAUUGACGCAUUCGGCAGAGUCGACAUUCUCAUCAACAAUGCAGGCAUUCUCCGAGACAUCACAUUGCGAAACAUGAAGCACGAGGACUGGGACAUUAUCAUGGAUGUGCACGUCCACGGUGCCUACAAGACAGCCCGUGCAGCAUGGCCAUAUAUGCGCAAGCAGAGAUAUGGCAGGAUCAUUAACACAUCGUCGUCAUCAGGGCUCUUUGGCAACUUUGGCCAAAGCAAUUACGCCGCCGCCAAGAUGGCCCUGGUCGGAUUCAGCGAGACCCUGGCCAAGGAGGGUGCGAAGUACAACAUCACCUGUAACGUGCUUGCGCCUGGUGCCGCCAGCAGGCUCACGCAGACGGUGUGGACCCAGGAUAUGAUGGAAGUCAUGAAGCCAGAUUGGGUUGUCCCUCUUGUGGGGGUGCUGGUCAACGAGAAGUGUCGGGAAAGUGGAAGCAUUUUCGAGGCUGCAGCGGGCCAUUACAGCAAGAUCCGAUGGGAGCGCAGCAAAGGAUUUCUCGCGAACCCGGAGUUCUUGACCGCCGAAGUGAUUCUAGAGAACUGGAACAAGAUCGUGGAUUGGAAUGGUGCCGAACACCCCAGUGAGCCGGCGAACACGUUGGGAAUGCUCGAAAAGGCCAAGACCUUGCCCAGACUAACGUCCAAUUCGAGCAAGAAGGUCAGCUUCAAGGACCAAGUCGUCCUGGUGACUGGCGCUGGCGCUGGGUUGGGAAAAGCGUACAGUCUGCUGUUCGCUAAGCUCGGCGCGAAGGUUGCAGUGAACGACGUGAAAGAUGCCGACAAAGUUGCCGCCGAGAUCAAAUCAAACGGAGGCGAAGCUCUAGCUCUGCCACUUUCUGUGGAGGAAGGGGAGGCUAUUGUGCGGAAAGUAGUGGAGGCUUAUGGCCGUAUUGAUGUCGUCGUCAACAAUGCUGGAAUUUUGGGGGACAAGGCUUUCACCAACAUGACGGAUGAACAAUGGUACGAAGUGAUGAAAAUCCACCUGCGCGGGACAUAUCUGAUCACAAGGGCUGCCUUCCCUAUCAUGCUGAAGCAGAGAUACGGGCGAAUUGUCAACAUCACAAGCACCACCGGCAUAUACGGCAACUUCGGUCAAGCCAACUACGCAGCCGCGAAGUGCGGCAUAGUCGGCUUCACGAAAACCGUCGCUCGAGAAGGAGCCAAGUAUAAUAUAGUCGUCAAUACGCUGGCUCCGACUGCCGGCACCGAUAUGACUCGCACAGUGUGGCCCGAGGAAAAUGUCCGGCUGGUUAAGCCAGAUUACGUGGCGCCACUCGUUGCGGCCCUGUGCAGCGAAAGGCCACCCGCCACGGGUCAGAUAUUCGAGUCCGGUUGCGGAUGGAUCGGCGCCACGCGCUGGCAGAGAGCUAGAGGAGUCGAUUUCGAGCACGACAAGGGUGUGCCGAGCGUCGAAAAAGUGGCCGAGGCCUUCCCAGAAAUCUGCAACUUCGACAAUGGACAGGCCGACAAUCCAGACACGCCACAAGAGGGAAGCAAGUAUACCAUGGGCAACGUGCUGAAGAACCCGCAGAUUGCUGCAGGUUUAUCCCAGGAGAACCGUGCGAAUCGCAAAUACAUUGCCAAGUUUCAGGAAGCCAUGUCGAUGAAACCCACCCCAUCCACCUAUACUUAUGACGAUCGGGAUGUCAUUCUCUACAACAUCUCCAUGGGUGCCCACCGGACUGAUCUAGAUCUCGUCUACGAGAACGCUCCGAAUUUCCAGGUCCUCCCGACGUUUGGCAUAGUGCCCACUUACACUGCGACAACGCCGUGGAGCAUCAAGGACAUCGUACCCAACUACGACCAACGCAUGCUUCUCCACGGUGAACAGUAUUUGGAAAUCAAGCAGUUCCCCAUUCCCACGGCGGGCACACUGAGGACCGAAACGCAUCUGAUCGAAAUCGUGGACAAAGGGAAUGCUGCGCUGGUGCGGCGCGGCUCGACAACGGUCGACAGCACAGGCAGGCCCGUGUUCUACAAUGAAAACGUCGCCUUUAUACGCGGAUCGGGGAACUUCGGCGGCCAGAAGAAACCUUCGGACCGUGGUGCCUCGACUGCGGCGAACACUCCACCUGCUCGUGCACCAGACAAGGUCGUCGAGGAAAAGACAUCAGAUGACCUUGCAGCACUGUACCGGCUGAUGGGUGAUCGCAAUCCCCUGCAUAUCGAUCCCAAAUUCUCGGCUGCCGGUGGGUUUAAGGUUCCCAUCCUCCAUGGCCUGGCAACAUUUGGCAUCAGUGGUAAACAUGUCUUCCAGGCAUAUGGUCCCUUCAAGAACAUCAAGGUGAGGUUUAGCGGCACAGUUCUGCCUGGCCAGACCAUCGUCACCGAGAUGUGGAAAGAGGGAGCCAAGGUAGUAUACCAGGCGAAGGUGAAAGAGACGGGCAAGUCGUGCAUCAGCAGUGCAGCAGUCGAGCUGUUGCAGGGGUCUUCCAAAUUGUGA